Molecule: messenger RNA, 1387 nt
Organism: Macrobrachium nipponense
Lineage: Eukaryota; Metazoa; Arthropoda; Malacostraca; Decapoda; Palaemonidae
Exons: 1
Coding region: 129-1163 (344 amino acids)
Biological process (GO): DNA integration
Molecular function (GO): nucleic acid binding
Source: RefSeq, a predicted model, not a curated record
UUAUACCCAAGAGUCUUCGACGGGAAACUCUUGAAUGUCUUCAUGAUGGUCAUCAGGGAAUAGACCGCACAAAAAGGAGGGCGCGACAGACUGUUUACUGGCCUAAAAUUGACAGAGAUAUUGAGAACAUGGUUUAUUCUUGUAUCAAAUGUCGUCCUCUUCUACCAAAUCAAAGAAAUGAACCUCUAUGGCAAGAAGAAGAUCUACCAAGUAGAGUUUUUGAGUCCGUAUCUGCGGAUUAUUUUCAUGUCAUGGGUCGUUCUUAUCUUGUUUAUAUUGACAGGUUGUCUGGAUGGCCUUGUGUAUCUUCGUGCCAGGGUAUAGCUUCUGCAUCCAAUCUAAUACGGUCACUGAGGGCUAUAUUUUCAGAUACUGGUGUUCCUGUUUUGUUGAAAACUGAUGGAGGACAGCAGUUUGCUUCAUCAGCUUUGAGACGUUUUUUAUCUCGCUGGGGAGUAGAACAUCGCAUUACUUCGCCAUAUAAUCCGAAGGCAAAUGGACAUGCAGAAGCAUCAGUGAAAAUUAUCAAGAAGCUGAUUAUGACUACUGCUAAGAAUGGGAACCUGGAUGCGGAUGAAUUUGCCCGUGGAAUGUUGGAGCUUAGGAAUACACCUCGUGCUGAUGGCAGAUCACCAGCUCAAGUUUUAUUUGGUCAUCCCCUCAGGUCUUUUAUUCCAACACAUCGUCACUCAUUUGCCAAAGAGUGGCAAAAGAAAGCAGAGGAAUGUGAUGUUAAAGCAGAGUAUUUGCGAAGUCAGGCGAAGCACCGAUACGACAGUACUGCCAGACCCCUUUCUCAUUUGAAAAUGGGUAGUUAUGUUGAUGUUCAGGAUCACACCACAGGACUUUGGAAUCGCCCAGGUGCUGUUGUCGGCAUUGGAUCCAGGCGAGAUUAUCUCAUAAAGAUGGGCAGUAGGCGCAUUUUGUGGAGAAACCGAAAGUUCCUGAGACCACAUCGACCUUUUCUACCAAUAUAUGGAUCAAGCCUUGAUACAACUAAUACUCCCAGUAAACCAAAGGAUGUGGAGAAAUCACAAGAUAAUUCUACUGCUGAGGUUAUUAGCAAAUCAAUCUUGCCUACACCAGCUCCACGUCGUAGUUUGCGGCAUAGGAAAGAACCUGAUCGUCUACAAGUAAAAUGGAAGAAAAAUACAUAUGAAUAAGAAGGAUUUUCAGACGCCAGGGAUUAUAAUAUUAUUACCCUAGACGUCUUAGGGGGAGGUGUGUGAUAUACCUCCAAAUGUCCAUAUUCAUUUGUUUACUAGUUAUGUAAUGGGUUGUUCGGUAAUUAUAUUGUAAUGGUAAUUGGUUUCGAAUGUAAAUAAACAAGCGAGAGUUCUGUAAAUACUUUUCUUUAUAUGUAUGUAACGAAUAUCGUUAGUCUCUG